AUGACAUACGUGGGCAACCAUUAUUCCUUGGCUACUGUCAUGAUGAUCUGUGAAGUUCAUUGUGGUUUGGUGGCUCUUUUGACAUCUCUGUACUUUGAUCCUGCCACCGUUAAGAUGCUGAGCAAUCUGAAGGCUGCUCGCAGCAAUGUGCUUCUUGCAGUUCCAGCGUUUCUGUAUGCUAUCAAUAAUUAUCUGAAGUUUACAAUGCAGGUUGAUAGACCGAGCUAG
This is a messenger RNA of Ilex paraguariensis (yerba mate), 228 nucleotides long. NCBI's taxonomy places the organism in Eukaryota, Viridiplantae, Streptophyta, Magnoliopsida, Aquifoliales, Aquifoliaceae. The record is from the annotation of a GenBank genome assembly.